AUGAGGUCUACACGUUCCAAGGGUUCAGUUUCAACUGCGCAGCAAGCCAUCGCGGGAACAAACUCGAAAUCACAACCGGCGCCAAAACGUCCGAACGAAUCAAAGGGAAACUCUCGAAACCAUAAGAAACGCAAAACGGCUCCAGCUCCAGCCUCAACGCAAACCAAUCAACGUGAAACUCAGCCAGCUCAGUCACCCCAGUCAACUCCUCCUGCAGCACCUGGACUCAACUCCCCAGUUGAUGGCACUGUCUCAAAUCGCGCUCCACCUACGAAACGCAAAACGGGUCCAGCUCCAGCCUCAACGCAAACCAAUCAACGUGAAACUCAGCCAGCUCAGUCACCCCAGUCCACUCCUCCUGCAGCACCUGGACUCAACUCACCAGUUGGUGGGACUGUCUCAAAUCGCGCUCCACCCACCACAACAGCUGCCGAAGAUGUCGAGAUCUUUGACUCGACCAUCACUCUGGAGAAUCAUCGCCAACAUGGAAAAGCGUGGCCCAUGACACGCCUUCAAGGAGUCGUUGAUGCCCGAUCCAAGACUGUAUCUCGUAUUCCAGUCAACAUCCUUGCCGAGGCCAGACUUGCAAAGCUCCAAUAUCAGAAGACCAAGUUGUUCCUGGCUGCAAUUGGGAAAAUCAAACAUAGUACACUUGAGGAAGAACUUGGCGAAGGCAGUCCCACCCGCCCUCGUGAUAUAUACCGCAGGUUUUUGGCUUAUUCUAAGGCGGUGAUCGCACUCAAAAUGCCUAAGAAAGGAGGAGGUGGUGAGACAAUGAAGUUUAGGAACAAGGAAGCUGGUAGGAUCUGGCGAACUUACGGUCCCGAAAAGCGUCGUGUUUUCAAUCGUACCCACUUCUUUGCAUUAGCUGGUAUUCCCGAUCUUGACAACCCGGCCAAUGAUGAUUCAACCACACCUACUGUUCCUUUACUUAGCCCAGAGGACGAGGAAAAGUAUCGGCCUAUUUACGAAGAGCUUGUUGCACACGAGAAAGUCUUGAGAAAGGAAGGAAGACUACCGGCGGACAAGGAUCUCAAUGGGCGGUCUUUGCAGCGUGUUCGUCAUCUCGCAAAAAUUAUUGCCCGUGAUGGCGAGCGGUUGAAGUUCAAAUACAUUUUCCUGGCUUCGAGCGCUCACACGCCAAGAAAAAACUCCGGUCCUGGAUGGUCCAGAAAAUACUCGGCAAUACCUGCUGUCACCAAUUGGGCUGAUCGCGAAAUUGGCCUGACUCCUGUCUUUGCAACAGUGGCUCAGGGCGAGUCAAUGAUCAACGCGAUUUCCAAGGCUAGCCAAUCGAAAAAAAGGAAGAUACCUACUGGUACAAUUUCCAGUAAGCUGCAACCGAGUGAUCUUCUGAAGACUCGACUGGCAAACCUUGUGAAUGAAAGACUUGUUGACGUACUGGGAUACCGCCCAACUAGAGGUAAACAAUUUCCUCUCACCGGUGAUCCAAUCGAAGGUCUUAUCAAGCGCAACAUUCCAGUUCGGAUUGUACAACUGCCCGGAUCAAAACUCAGUGAGGAUGACUUGAGAGUUGGUCACAAGGCAAUGACCAAGGUACAUCAACAGGAAUGGCUGGAUGACCUGAAUAGUGAGCAUUUUAGGUUAGAACCGUUGGCAGCAUCCGAGAAAUCGAAAUCUAUUCAAUCAAAAAUUAUCAAAACAAAGGAUGGAAAGCGUACAAAGCGUACGAAGAAAAUAAAGUCGACUGAAUUCAUUGACAAAGAUGAGGAGGAAGACACAGAAUAUAGCGAAGAUGAAGAUGAAGAAAUUGAUUUGGAUGAGGAUGAUGAUGAUUUAGAUGAUGAUUUAGAUGAUGAUCUAGAUGAUGAUUUAGAUGAUGAUCUAGAUGAUGAUUUAGAUGAUGAUGGUCCAAUGGAGGAGGAUGAUAUUGAGAUCGAAGAUGAGGACGACGACGGAGACAAAGAAUAG
Melampsora larici-populina 98AG31 is the source of this 1932-nucleotide messenger RNA. RefSeq lists its product as uncharacterized. The transcript has 5 exons. Lineage: Eukaryota; Fungi; Basidiomycota; Pucciniomycetes; Pucciniales; Melampsoraceae. The coding region runs from base 1 to 1932 and encodes 643 amino acids. The record is from RefSeq and is a predicted model, not a curated record.